This is a messenger RNA of Branchiostoma floridae (Florida lancelet), 1203 nucleotides long. RefSeq names its product D-beta-hydroxybutyrate dehydrogenase, mitochondrial-like. The record is from RefSeq and is a predicted model, not a curated record. The transcript has 5 exons. NCBI's taxonomy places the organism in Eukaryota, Metazoa, Chordata, Leptocardii, Amphioxiformes, Branchiostomatidae. Bases 17 to 631 code for a protein of 204 amino acids.
GAUAGAGUGGGUCAGCAUGGCCGCCUACCGACGUGUGAUGGAAGUGAAUGCCUUCGGUCCCGUGCGGGUCACCAAGGCGUUCUUGCCUCUGAUUCGUCGGGUGAAAGGACGAGUUGUGAACAUCACCAGUGAGGCGGGUCUACAUUCACCCCCAAGUAUAUCCGCUUAUCACAUGACCAAGAGAGCCGUGGAAUUUUUCUCCGACGCACUCAGACACGAGAUGCACAAGUGGGGAGUCAAAGUCGUCAUAGUGCAGCCUGGCAGCUUUGCACGGGCUACAGAUAUCGCCUUGCCUGCCGUCUACAAUAGGUUCGUUGAGAAUCUGCGGAACAACGUGGAAGAAGCUGUGAAGGAGGAUUAUGGCAUGGAGUACUUCGACUUCAAGAUGGAACAGAUGAGAUCCUGGCUUACUGUUGACAUUCAGGGAAAGGAUCCCAACCCUGUCAUAGAUGCCAUGGCGGACGCCGUCACCCUGACCACCCCCGCACAUCGCUACUUGGUUGGGUCGAGUUUUGAGGACUACGUCAACAAAAUUUGGCUGGGCUACUUCCCCACGCAGUGGACUGACUACACGGAGAGGCCCGAGAAGGAAAGCGACCCUAAACCGGCCAUGCUACAGAAAAAUAUCUAGUACAGACAACGCAGUAUAUUAGCUUCUUGAAUUCCUUUGGAUAUGUCGUUUUGACUGAAUUGUACAUUGGUAUUUUCUGCUAUUUUCCGGGACUGCAAAGUUGUCAAUACUUGACAGAAGUUAUCAAUCAUUGCAUGUAAUUAUGGUCCAAAGGUGUGACGAGCAAGCUUGGCUGAAAAAAAUUGUCCAAACGAUAACGUAGUUUGACUUAAUUAAGCAAUCAUCUCACAGCCCUUCCACUGGCAAGUCCCCUUGAGGGGGAAAAUGACCAAUAAGUCACCCGAAUAGCGAAAGAUUGUGUAACACAGGCGAUAAAGUAUAAAUUUAGAAACAUGUGAUUACCUUACAUUGUACUUAAAAUUUCACGCCCAGCGCUUCUUGUUUGAAGGUUUAAAGAAAAUCUGUCAAAAUUUAAGAUCUGAAAUGAAGUUUAUAAUACUUUCAGCUGGCAAAUCCUGAACACUUGAAAUAAAGGCAACGACAAUCGCUUUUUGGUCGGGUCCAGUUUCAAGGACUACAUCGAAAAGAUCUUUUAUACUUGAUAAUGGAUGAAAUAAAGGCUUCUACUAUGA